Molecule: messenger RNA, 981 nt
Organism: Cooperia oncophora
Lineage: Eukaryota; Metazoa; Nematoda; Chromadorea; Rhabditida; Trichostrongylidae
Source: the annotation of a GenBank genome assembly
AUGCUUUCCAUUGUGCACUCAAUCUAUAAGAUUUUUAAGAUCCAUUUGUUUGAAGAAAGUCCUCCGGAAGGCUUAGUUCGUGUAAGAGAGGAUAUCCAAAUCAAACCAAGAGCUGGCGUCAGCGCGGUGUUGGCUCGACGCUUAGCCGCCUCAGUGACUGGUUCAUUUUCUAAAUACGAUGGUGAACGAGCGACUCAUCACUAUCAAGGUGGCCAGCCCAGCGAUUCCGCAGUCAAAGCUGCGUCUCCCCCGAUGCUUGAAGCUUUGGAUGGAAUCGAAGCAGCCGUUUAUCGAGGACAAGAUCGUCUCAAGGAGAGCGACAGGAGGGCUUCCAGUGUCUCUUUCCACAAGGUUUACAAGCAAGAACUUGUCAGUCCGGAACCUUUCCCGGCAAUAUAUGCGCUAUAUUUUGCAGUUGUGUGCAUUGUAGGUUUUGCCAAUGCCUGUCAAGCAGCCCAAGCAAAAGAAGUCUUCGGUGAGCAUCAAUCAAAAGUCGGUAGUCCACAUCACCUCACCGAGAAACUCAACAUCGUAUUCGGAGAGCACAAGGUCAUCGAGCGAAUCGCUGUCAUCCGACGCCAGAUCCCGGAUUUCCUUCCGAAAACGCACCAAUUCGCCUCCCAAAGUCGCGGCACCAGUCCUUCUGCCACGGCAGUCCAGUUCGCAUACAUUGCUGGUAUUGACCAUUUUUAUUUCUUAACGACUCAAGCAAGCACGUCUGGUGAUUCGUUGGAGUCAGAACGAACAGCUCGAACAUCGCACUCACCGGUAUUACCACGACGAUAUUCCCGUCCUGAUACCAGUUUGCACUCACUACAAAGUACAGCAAGCUCACGCCAGACGUUGAACUACUGUGAUGUGGCAUUGCCAGCUGUGGCAAAUUCUUCAUCAAGUUCGACGUCAGUCAAUUCUCGAGUCGAAUACGUCACCAUUGAUCCUGUAUCGACAACGGCGGCAAGAGAGGUACGACACAAGUUCUAA